AUAUACGGAGCCUCGGGAAACUUCGUACAUGGGACUACAUUUUGCUCGGUAAAGAAGCCGUCAAGCUUGGCUACAACAAGCGUGCCAUUCAGUGGUUCAAACUCGCCGUUAAAAACAGCGACACUGAAGAACUUACUGAUGAAGAACGAGAAAUUAUUACCGGCCUGAGAUCUACAAUUUUGAAGUACGAGUCAAUGGCACUAGAAGACAAGUCAAAGAAGAAAAAGAAGAAAAGUAAGAAAUCAAAAGGCAACAGCAAAGAAUAUAUGCCUACCGAAAAAGUUCUGCUUACGUACGAAGAAGAAGCAAAGAUGCAAAAUAAACUCUGCAGAGGCGAGAACUUGAGGCUGUAG
This is a messenger RNA of Hyalella azteca, 353 nucleotides long. RefSeq lists its product as uncharacterized. The record is from RefSeq and is a predicted model, not a curated record. NCBI's taxonomy places the organism in Eukaryota, Metazoa, Arthropoda, Malacostraca, Amphipoda, Hyalellidae. The annotation marks the transcript as partial. The transcript has 3 exons.